UGCAUGCGAGAUCGUGAGUUCUGCCGAAUGACUCAGCUCGUUUCUUUCCGUUCUCGGAAUCGUGGCUAAUUCAACAGCAAGCCACCGCAAAACGCAAUAGCCUUCCGAUCUUAGCAAUUCAUGCCAACAUAUUCACGAUGGAUGUCUCGAUCAUGCUAUUAGUCGCAGUUGCGGUGCUAGGAUUGUACUAUUAUUUCACCAAAGAAGAGGACCCCUUCCAGAAACACGGUCUACCCUUCAAAAAGCCGGUCGCGCCAGUGCUGGGCAGCACCUGGUCCUCCACGUUAUUCCGGAAAUCGCUCGCCGAAAUGGUGCAAGAGAUCUACAACAUGGACCCGGACGCGAAAUACGUGGGCUUGCAUCACCGGAUGACGCCAGUGAUCAUGGUACGCGAUCCGGAGCUGAUAAAGAGCAUCGCGGUCAAGCACUUCGACCACUUUCCGGAUCAUCGUACCUUCAGGGUCACGGACAUCGACCCGUUCUUCUCUAAGAAUCUGUUGCUGCUUCAAGGAGAAACAUGGAAGGAGGUUCGAGGACUGAUGAGCCCAGCGUUCACGUCCAGCAAAAUGAAAACCAUGUUCAGGCUGAUGUCCGAUUGCGCUGUGAACGUUGCGCAUUAUCUGACCGCGUUGCCGGACGAAGAAAGGCUGAUAGAAGCGAAGGACGUCUUCACCAGGUUCGCCAACGACGUUUUCGCAAGCUGCGCCUUUGGGAUCAGCAUAGACUCGAUGGUGGACAGAGACAAUCAGUUCUACCUUCUAGGUAAAGAGGCUUUGGACCUUCACGGCGGCAAUUUCAUCAAGUUGUUCACGAUGUUCUUCUUCCACAAGCUAGCGAAAGUGCUCGGUUUGAAAGUAAUUCGACAAGAGGUCGCGGACUUCUUCGAGGCGACAGUGGCGGACAACAUCGCGACCAGAGAGAGAACUGGCAUCAGUCGGCCGGAUUUCAUCCAACUGAUGAUGGAGAACAGAGACAAGCUGGGCCCAGGGAAGCGGCUGACCAAUCUGGACAUAGCUGGCGAAGCUUUCAGCUUCUACUUUGGCGGCUUCGAGACAACGGCAAGCCUACUGAGCUUCGCUGCUCACGAGCUAGCAGUGAACCCGGCGAUUCAAAAGAGGCUGCAAGAGGAAAUCGAUCAGGUUUUGAAGGAUUCGAACGGCGACGUGUCUUACGAGGCUAUCAACGGGAUGAAGUAUCUCGAUGCGGUGAUCAACGAGGCUAUGAGAUUAUAUCCAGUUAUUCCCAUCACUGACAGAGAGUGCAGGAAACCGUUCGAACUGCCACCUGCCUUGCCAGGGUUAAAGCCUUUCAGGCUGAAAGAAGGUUGCCACGUCUGGUUGCCGAUUUAUGCGAUCCAACGCGAUCCGAAGUAUUUCGAUCAGCCUGAAAAGUUCGACCCCACCCGGUUCUUGUAUAGAGAAUCGAAUUUGACGAACUCUGGAGUCUAUUUGCCCUUCGGGAUGGGGCCGAGGAUAUGCAUCGGGUACCGGUUCGCGAUUCUGCAGAGCAGGGUUGCGCUGUUCCACAUUCUUGGCCGAUGCGAGCUGAAGGUUUCCUCGAAAACACAGAUACCCAUGAAGUUCGGGCGAGGGGGGGCGUUCCUGAAGGCCGAAAAUGGAUAUUGGUUGGAGGUUCUGCCGAGAAAUAAUCCACUUGUGUCUCCAAUUAAUUGAGGGAAGUUGGAUUGGAACGCUGCCGUUGCUGCUGUCCUUGCAAACAAAGCGAACAGUCGGAAACGAAGGUCCGCGAACCAUUGUUUAACAUGCGGAAACUGUUUGCUGUUGGGUACUUAUGGGAUAUUGAACUUUCGUUACUUUCGAUUCAUUUGAUCUUGUUUCGCUGCUUUGUGAAUUCGUAAACGUGAUCCUGUAAAUGUGAUCUUAGGAAAGCGUUUUGUUAGAAGCAACGUAGUGGUUAGUGAACAAACGAACUCUUUCCUACGAAUACGAGUGGACCCAUCUGCGUCAAUUUUAUGCACUUGUGUGAUUAUUUAUGGGGACACUGGUCGUGAAACGUCAUUCUACAAGCAGCGAUAGCACACAAAUUUAGACGAAGCAAUACUUCAAAAAUUGUUUACGAAUGUUAUUAAAUCAUGUUCUCCUUGUAUCUAGACAAAGCAUAUUUUCGUGGUAAAAAUGAAACUAACGCAAUAAUGUGUCACAACGACGAGUGUAAAAAUAAAUAAAAGGAAACAUUAUGUACGUAAAUAAGUUUGUUUGCAGAUAAGUUCAGAUUCAUUUUUUAAUGUCGUAUGCUACGAUUUCUUAGCGUUUUAGUCAUCGGGGCAUCGAAUCUCUUUGGUGACACGAAAGUCGUUACUCAACAAAGAUCUGCCGGAUAGUCGAAGUUGUUAGGUCACCCUGUAGAUUAUGAGAAAACCCAUUAUUAUCAUAACUGUCACAACUUUGUGCGAUAGCAUAUUGGUUUUUCUAUGCCUUUGAAAUAUAGACGCCAAUCUUCGUGGCCGAGACAGUAUUUUAAAACUUCUAUCAUUAAUUCACAAUCGAUUAUUGUGCUCCUGGAAUACGGAUUUGUUUCAAUGUAAUAUCAUAAAUAUCGAUUUCAAUACUUGAACGGAAGAUCGGACAAUUUAAUGAAACUGUUUAAUCUUAUUUCGAACGUAUGAACGCUCAGUUUUUGUUAACAAUCAAUGCUAGAAAAAUAGAAAAUGUAAUUUUGGUAUUCAAAA
Megalopta genalis is the source of this 2689-nucleotide messenger RNA. Its product is annotated as cytochrome P450 9e2. The record is from RefSeq and is a predicted model, not a curated record. Gene Ontology annotation, molecular function: heme binding; oxidoreductase activity, acting on paired donors, with incorporation or reduction of molecular oxygen; iron ion binding. NCBI's taxonomy places the organism in Eukaryota, Metazoa, Arthropoda, Insecta, Hymenoptera, Halictidae.